AUGCCGGGCGCCGGUACUUUCAAAAUCUUCGUCGGGAAUCUUUCCGAUAAAACGACGGACGCCGAUCUCAGACCGCUAUUCGAGAAGUUCGGUACGGUCGUAGAAUGCGAUAUCGUCAGAAAUUACGGUUUCGUGCACAUGGAAAACGAGCAAGUCGGCCGCGAAGCAAUUCAGAACUUAAACGGCGAGAUAGUGCAUGGUCAGGCGAUUAAAAUAGAAGCGGCCAAGAGCCGGAAGGCGCCGUCGACGCCGACCACGAAAAUCUUCGUCGGUAACCUAACGGACAAGACGCGCGCGCCGGAGGUCCGCGAGCUGUUUCAGAAGUUCGGCACGGUGGUAGAGUGCGAUAUCGUGCGUAACUACGGCUUCGUGCACUUGGACGCGACGGGCGACGUGAACGAGGCUAUCAAAGAGCUGAACGGUAUGAUGGUGGACGGGCAGCCGAUGAAGGUCCAGCUGUCCACUAGUCGCGUCCGCCAACGGCCCGGCAUGGGCGACCCGGAGCAAUGCUACCGUUGCGGGCGCGGCGGCCACUGGUCCAAGGAGUGCCCCAAGGCCAUGGGCCCCGACCGGAACGGUUUCCGCGAUCGAGCGUUCGGCCGCGACCCCUACCCCCCGCCGCCGCCGCCGCCGUUCCUCCGCGAUCGCAUGAUGGGAGGAUUUGGGGAUCCGUAUGAUGGGUACUACGACCGUGCGAGGUUCGACUCUCCCAGAGAGCUCUUUGAGAGGAGAUAUCCCGUGGGAGCUACCCGGGCACUAGAGAUGGGCGCUUCGCGCGGGGCCCGAGGGGACUUUGUGUCGCCCCCACUCCGCCGAGAGCCCAUGCCGCCAAUGCCCAGUCUGCCCCCCAUGCGCACCAGUAUGGGCUCGAUAAGGUCGUCCUACGACACCAUGUUCAGCCGCAGGAGUCCUCCACGGGGUCCACAGAUGUCGCGAGGGAUGUAUGAAGAUUUCAGCCGAGACACAUUCGAUGACAGAAGGCCUGGGAUGCGUGGUCCAUCGCCGUCUAGAAGAUACGCCCCUUAC
Molecule: messenger RNA, 1026 nt
Organism: Iphiclides podalirius (scarce swallowtail)
Lineage: Eukaryota; Metazoa; Arthropoda; Insecta; Lepidoptera; Papilionidae
Source: the annotation of a GenBank genome assembly